Messenger RNA from Schistosoma spindalis, 246 nucleotides. The record is from the annotation of a GenBank genome assembly. Lineage: Eukaryota; Metazoa; Platyhelminthes; Trematoda; Strigeidida; Schistosomatidae.
AUGACAACAACAACAACUACUACUACUACUAAUACUACCACCACCACCACAACAACAACAACAACAACUACUACUACUACUACUACUACCAUUACAACAACAACUACUACUACCACUACCACUACUAAUACCAUCACUACUACUACUACCACUACCACCACCACUACUACUACUAGUACUAAUAAUAAUAAUAAUAAUAAUAAUAAUAAUAAUCAAAUUAUAAUUUCCAUUUCAUUUAAUGCAUAA